This is a messenger RNA of Cajanus cajan (pigeon pea), 2448 nucleotides long. RefSeq names its product protein OCTOPUS. Gene Ontology annotation, cellular component: plasma membrane. The record is from RefSeq and is a predicted model, not a curated record. NCBI's taxonomy places the organism in Eukaryota, Viridiplantae, Streptophyta, Magnoliopsida, Fabales, Fabaceae.
CUCCCUCUCUCUCUCUCUCUCUCUCUCUCUCACUUCACUUUCUCUGUGUCCGUUGGAACCAAACAGUUCCCUUCUCUCUCUCUGUCUUUCCCUUCGCUCCUUUCUCUGUCACACAGAGACGGUGACAAACACCCACUCCGUUCUCUGCUCCACACUCCAUUCUCCAUUCUCUAGACAAACGAAACAAACACACUCACACCUUUUCCUCUUCCUGUGGAACAUGACCACACUCUCAACCAUCAAACACCAUUAUUCACGGUUAUGAAUCCCGCUAACCAGCCCCCACCGCCGUCGCUACCGCCACCACCGCCGCAGCUCCUCCAACCGCACCGCCCCUCCACCUCCUGCGACCGCCACCCUCAGGAGAACUUCACCGGCUUCUGCCCCUCAUGCCUCUGCGAGCGCCUGGCGGUGCUCGAUCCCAACUCCUCCUCCUCCUCCUCCUCCUCGGCCGCCGCCCGCAAGCCGCCAACUUCCUCCACCGCGGCCGCCGCCCUUAAGGCCAUCUUCCGCCCUCCCCCCUCCUUCCUCCCGGAGCUCCGCCGCACCAAGUCCUUCUCCGCCUCCAAAAACGAGGCCCUCUCCGGCUUCUUCGAGCCCCAGCGAAAAUCCUGCGACGUCAGAGGCCGCAGCACCCUCUUCUCCCUCUUCAACCAGGAAGGCGAAGUCCAAACGCGCAACCUCCCCUCCUCCUCCUCCGUCGUUCACCAAGACCCACAACCCAACAUUGUCGUCCACCACCCAAACGACAUUAGGGCUCACGACUCCCCCGAACCGCAACCACAACAAGCAACCAUUCCCAACACCGAAAACAGAGUGUCCGAAAUAGUAGAAGAGGAACCAGAGAUAAUACCUGAACCCGAAGCUGACGUGGCAGCAGAAGAAACACCCAAGGCAAUGAAGGACCACAUGGAUCUGGACUCCCACGCCAAGAAGACCACCGGCCGCGACUUCAAAGGAAGCUUCUGGUCCGCGGCCUCGGUUUUCAGCAAGAAGCUUCAGAAGUGGAGGCAGAAGCAGAAGAUGAAGAAGCGCGAGCGAAACGGCGUCGUCGUCGGCUCGGGGACCUUGCUCCCGGUCGAGAAGCCGAUCGCGCGCCAAUUCCGGGAGACGCAGUCGGAGAUCGCCGACUACGGCUUCGGCCGCCGCUCCUGCGACACCGAUCCGCGCUUCUCCCUCGACGCCGCGCGAAUGUCCUUCGAUUUCGAGGAGCCACGCGCCUCCUGGGACGGUUACCUCAUGGCGAGGUCAACGUCCACUUUCGCGGUUCCUCCGAGGAUGCCUACCAUGGUGGAAGACGCACCCGUUCAUGUCCUCAGAACCGAUUCCCUCAUCCCCGUGGAGGAGCCAGAGCUUGAGGAGACUCUCACUCUCAAUCUCAAUCUCAAUCUCAAUCCCAAUCCCAAUCCCAAUCCCAAUCCCAAUCCGAAUCCGAAUCUCCCUGGUGGCUCUGCUCAGACGAAGGAGUAUUAUUCUGACUCCACCACGCGGAGAAGGAAGAGUCUUGAUAGGUCUAGUUCCAUCAGAAGGACUGCUGCUGCUGUUGUUGCUGAGAUGGACGAGUUGAAGCCUGUUUCCAAUGCCAAUGCUAGGGUUACACCGGCUGCUUCUGCUGAUUAUGUGCACAAUCCUCUGAGGGAUUCUAACUCCAAUUCCAUGAGGGAUGAUGGUGUUGAGCCUUUUGACAAGUGUAAAGGGGCCAAGAAGUCCUCCAGCCGGUGGAGCAAGGCCUGGAGUAUAUGGGGGUUGAUUCACCGGAGAGGGAGUAAGGAAGAGGACGGGAAUGGGAACAAUGGGAGCAGCAACUCUAAUGGGGUGGAGAGGUCUUAUUCGGAGUCGUGGCAGGAGUACAGAGGAGGGAAUGGGGAUGUUAAUGUUGUUAAGGGUGGGUUUAAUCCCAAGAUGUUGAGGAGUAACAGCAGUGUGAGCUGGAGGAAUGGUGGGGGUGGAGGGUUUGGGAGUGUCAGUAUGAGGAAGAGUGAUGUGCAGGGGAAUGGGCUUGGGCUUGGGCUUGGAGGGAGGAAGGGGAGGGAUGAGUUUGUUGGGUUGGAGAGGAACCGGAGUGCGCGGUACUCGCCGCCGAAUAACAUCGAUAACAAUGGUCUCUUGAGGCUCUACCUGGGUGGCCGGAGAAACGGGUCUGGGAAAGGGAGGUCCAACCAGGCACAUUCCAUUGCCAGAAGUGUACUUCGGUUGUAUUGAAAGAAUUCAAGGUGGUGUUCUUUGGUUUGAUGCUGUUGGUUGGUUAGUUAGUUAGUUACAUUUGGUGCAUUUGUUUGUGUAAAACCACACAUGCUUCUGCCUAUGUAUUCAUUCUUCAUGGUUGUUGGUUGGUUACUUGGAUGGAUAAAAGCACCUGCACCUGCACCUGCAGCUGGAUCUUUUCUUUUUUACAGUUCUUUCUUCAGUUACUCUUAAUAAACACGAAUUUUAAUUUUUAAACAUAUA